Molecule: messenger RNA, 1194 nt
Organism: Dujonia railenensis
Lineage: Eukaryota; Fungi; Ascomycota; Pichiomycetes; Serinales; Debaryomycetaceae
Source: the annotation of a GenBank genome assembly
AUGAAAUUUAUUGAUGAAGUCGAUAUUGAGCUUGUCAACCAGGAAUUGAAUUUCCACUCACAAGAUAACAACCUUGUUAUCCGUGGAGGAUGUGAGCUAUUUGCUACAAAACCUAUGAGUACGGACUACAAAUUGUUCAAGACUAUUGACAAACACUUAGAUCAAAUUUUGGAAGAUUCUCAACUUUCUCAUUCCCUUGAAAGGGAACGCCAACAUUCCAUGAAUUCUUUAUUUGGAAGUAGUGCAUCUCCUCCACCUUCAAAUCCCGGGACACGAAGGGGAAGUUACAUUUCAGAGCGCGACAGAAGGAAUAGUGCUUCUCUGAUAAAUUUUCGAAGAAGCUCGUUGCUGAAUCCUUCUAGCAAUUCAACCCUAUCCAACUCCUUAAGCGAAAGUGGUAAUGUUACAGGUAGCAAUACAUCAUAUGAUAAUCCAGUAUUUGACGAAUCUCCUUUUGGCCCUUUAAAAAAUGUGACCACGAGAAAAACGUUCGCCUACUUAAUUGCGAUAUUAAAUACUACAUAUCCUGACCAUGACUUUUCCAAUCUACAACCGUCUACUGAAAACUUCCACAAGGUGAAUGGUCCUGAAGAAUUGAUAAACAAGUUUAACAAUGUGAUGGUAUCGUUAGGGAAAAAGGAAGACUUAUUGAAUUGGAUCUGGGAUACAGUGAAUCUGUAUAUGGACAUAAUUCCUCCGAAAUCUGCGUCGAAUAAUGGUUUUGCCAGAUCGAGGCAUAAUAGCAUGAAUGGAGGCGGAAACUACGCGACGCCUCUUUCACCAGCUGAAUCUCCCCCGAAUGGUAAUAGUUUUGAAGGGUGUCAAAUAUAUGAAUUUCAACCUACCGAUCAAUCAAUUCUUGAAGACUUGAAUUAUCCAUAUCAGGCAAUGUGGUCAUAUUAUUGGUUUAUUUACAAUAAGAAGAAGAAGAGGGUUUCAUUCUUAUACUUGACAGCAAUCAAUAAGAUACAUUAUUCUCUUAUUAAUAACGGAAGAUCUUCGUCAUUUAACAGAAGGAGAAAGCUUAGAAGUGCAAAUGGUAUUCUGAACGUAGAAAGUGCCAUCGAUGAUGACGAUGACGAAGAAGAAGAGAUGUACAUGGACGACUACGUAGAUGAAGAAGUGUUGAUAGAUGACGAUGACGAAGAUGUUGAGGAUAUGGAGGAUGAUGUAGUCGGGGACAUUGAAAUAUGA